Messenger RNA from Lytechinus pictus (painted urchin), 3157 nucleotides. RefSeq names its product profilin-2-like. The transcript is spliced from 3 exons. The record is from RefSeq and is a predicted model, not a curated record. Gene Ontology annotation, molecular function: actin monomer binding. Lineage: Eukaryota; Metazoa; Echinodermata; Echinoidea; Temnopleuroida; Toxopneustidae. Gene Ontology annotation, cellular component: cell cortex. The coding region runs from base 531 to 920 and encodes 129 amino acids.
ACUUCAAUAGGAUGGACUUAUCAAAAUACAGCACCAUCUUAUUGUCUACUUCAUAUUUUCUCUGAUCAGAUACAGUGGUAUACUCAAAAUAUUUUUCACAUCGUUUACGCACAAUCUAACCUGAAGAAGCAUUUGUGUGUUUCAUAAAACUGUUCGGAACGUUACGCCUGAAUUUACGUCCGAUAGGAACAUGUUCUUAGGUAGAAAGUCAAGUACACGUGGAUAUAUGACGUAGCACAAGAAAGGUCACCAGUCGUUCAUAAAGUAAUUCAUAACUUACGAACAGCUUUUUGAAACACCCGCCCGAUAUACAACUCCAUCUCCCUUGCUCCACUUGUUAUCAAUCCUCCUGUCUUUCCGGAUACAAACACCUUCUCAUCUAGUCAUCUUAAUCGUCCGUAGCCGGAUCUGUUACUGGACAUUAUCAUUUUCAUAACUCCUAGCUGUAUUCUAGUGGUGUAAUAUUUGGAAUCACCCAUCAUAACUUGGCUUUAUAUACUUCUUGGGCUAAAGCUGUAUUUCUAGUUACCAUGGCAAACGAUUGGAAAACGAAUUACGUCGAUAAAAUCCUUAUGGCGUCUGGAAAUUUAACACAUGCAGCUUUAGUCGGAUUAGAUGGCGCAAUUUGGGCAGCCUCGGAUGAAUUUAAGAUUAGCAGCGGUGAAGCUGGAUUCCUUAUUCGAGGGUUGUCCACCGCCGAGUCCCUGCGAGAAAACGGUGUUCUCAUUGGCGGCGUGAAGUACGUGCUUCUCCGGGCAGAGGAUGACUGUGUCCUGGCGCGGAAACAGGGAACAGGGGUAUGCGUUGGCAAGAGCAGCACAGCCCUCGUCAUUGGAGUAUACGGAACUGAUCAUGUACCCGGAAAAUCCAAUAAAACCGUACAGGACCUGGCGCAGUAUUUAGUUGGUCAGGGCAUCUAGGAUUUGCCCAUUUUUUUCUUAAGCAACACAAGGACUUAUUAUCAAAUUUUGUUGGCAAUAAUGCAAAAUUUACCAUUCAUAUUUAUUAUUUUGUGUUUAUGGGAACUCAUGUAAUUAAGAUAACACUGAUGUGAAUGAAAGCUUAUUCUUUAGAAAACAUCUUAUCGCGAAGAACAGAAAUGACGAGGGGAGGAUGCGCAUUAAACUGGAAUGAUCCAUAUUAGCUUCGUUGAUUGGUGUAAAGUUUCAGGACUGUUACAUUGCUGCUUGGAGGGAUGCAGAACAAGCUUCGGAGGGGUGGGGCGUAUGCACGGAAAUAAUUUCCGUGGGCGUAUGCUGUUAAAACAUCUGAUAUCGGACCAGUCAUGUUGUUAACUCGACCAUAUUUUCCCCUCUUUGCCUUGCACUCGACAAUCACAAUCUCAUCUUCAUUUUUGGUUUUGUCAAAACGUUGUUUUAACGAUUGCUAAAUUGUAAGGUUCUUCAAAAUUGAAAACUGUUUUCAUGCAAUAUCUGGCCAAAUAUCAGGACACAAUACUGCUUUGAUAAAAUAAUUCGUCAUGUACACGUUAUCCAGAUUUCGUUCUCUGAUUAAAAAAAUAUAUUUCCGAUUACCCUUUCAUCCUGAAACUGGCGGCAUCGCACAUCACUAUCAGUGGCUACACAACACUUGCACAUUAUUUGUAAAUCUUUGGAAAGGGCAAUGUGCAUGAAUUUGUUUUUCACUGCCCUAGCGUUCAGAUUGGGGGAGGGGAGGCUGGGAGCAUGCCCGAUCUGACCCCCCCCCAAAAAAAAAAAAAAAAAAAAAAAAAAAAGUUUUUCCACCAAAAUAAAACAACAGAAAUAUUUUCAAAAAAUAAGAAAGAACAGGAAAUAAAAAAAGGAAUGAUUUCUGGAUAUAUUGUGAAAAUCUACCCAAACUUAAAAGUGUUUUUUUUUUAUUAAAAAGGUCAACAUUUUGUCUGGCUCUCUUCGUUUGCUCUCAACUUUGUAGAAUUUUCUCCCCAUAUGCCAUGUCUUGCCUCCUCAAAAUUAUGAUAAUCGCUCGUUGUGAUGCUAUUCCUGAAUAGUAAAUACUCACAACAGUCAGCUGCUAGAAAUCUGUCUUUAAACACCAAAGUAGCAUUCAUUCUCCAAUAAUAUCGCGUAAUAUCAAGGAAUUUGAAAUCAUUCUUCAAUACCCAUGGAACGAAACGUUUAUUAUAUGAAUUACUUUUACAUAGGGUUAGGGUUAUGAAAGUAAGUAUUCGUGCAAUCACAUGAAAACGUAGAAACUAUCGGUAUUAUACUAAAUCAAAUAAAUAACAACCGUGGCAGCAUGAACAGAACAGUAGUAGUAUAUUAGCAGCAGCAUCGGUAGUAGUAGUAGUUAUAGUAGUAAUAGUAGUAGUCAUGGGCGGAAAUCUGUCCCGAAAGGUAGGGGGGACAACGGGCUGAUCCAGCCUUGGGGGGGGGGGCGCAAAAACAUUUUCAGCCAUAUGUUAAUCCCCGAUCGGCCGCUCGAAGGUAAUUUUUGUCUGUUUCAUUGAAGGAGUAGUCCUCAUGGUCACUUUUUAGCUUAAUUCUUAUCAAUCAACAUAAAUAUAUGAUAUCAUUGUCCUUAUUUAUAUAAUGCGAGCGCGAAGCGCGAGCAAAAUUUUUUGGGAAAAUUUAUGUAUUUUUUUCCUAAAAUUUGAACAUUUUGGGCAAUGUUUGUUAUCCUGAAAAAGAUGUAUAUACAUCUAAAUAUUUACCACGACCGCGAAGUGCGAGCAGAGGUUAACUGAUGGAAAAUGUACCUGUUAAAGACUGCUUGCAAUUAGCCAUGAAGACGUUACAUAUUUCAACAAUCAAAUAAUGCGAGCGCAAAGCGCGAGCUGAAAUUUUUUGAAACUUUUACCUAAAGACUGGAAAUUCUAAGCACUUUUUGUAACUUAAACAUAUAAUAGGUAUAUAACUAAACAAUUGAUGCGAACGCGAAGCGCGAGCGGAAAGUUUUGAGAUUUAGACCUAAGAACGAGACACUCUAUUCAUGUUUUGUAAAUCAUGAAAAGGAUAAUUGGGGGUCUUUCUUACACCCGGUCCUUACAUAAAUAAAGCGAGUGCAAAAUGCAGCCAGAAAAUGUUCAUACCGUUUAAUUUGAAUUGAUCGAAAAGGUACUUCUUAAGGACUGCUUGCACUUAGACAUGAAGACGUUACAUAUUUCAACAAUCAAUGCCAGCGCGAAUCGCGAGCUGAACAUUUUUGACAUUAUUUC